Venturia canescens is the source of this 2633-nucleotide messenger RNA. It is a transcript of the gene IP3K1, whose product is annotated as inositol-trisphosphate 3-kinase-like protein. Gene Ontology annotation, biological process: inositol phosphate biosynthetic process. Gene Ontology annotation, molecular function: inositol-1,4,5-trisphosphate 3-kinase activity; inositol tetrakisphosphate kinase activity. Bases 621 to 2021 code for a protein of 466 amino acids. The transcript is spliced from 5 exons. Gene Ontology annotation, cellular component: nucleus; cytoplasm. Lineage: Eukaryota; Metazoa; Arthropoda; Insecta; Hymenoptera; Ichneumonidae. The record is from RefSeq and is a predicted model, not a curated record.
UGCUGAAUCGAGUGUCCCAUUUUCUCCCGUCACACUCUAGAACGCAACGAUUGCGUGUUUCUAAUCGGAGAAAUUAUUAUUCUCCUUCAAUCAAGUUUGUCCAUCGUAUUUCGUCACCGCUUACGAAGCCGUGUCCUUUUUCGCGUACAAUCAACAAUCGUCCCAGGCUUAAAAAAUAGUAAAUCGAAGCUGCGUGUGGGAAAUAGAGGGCGCGCUUAUAUUCCAUUAGCACACAGACCAACCCGAAAGGAAGAGAGACUGAGCGAGAGAGAAGGAUGGAAGCGCGGGAGCUCGAGCCGCGGGGUGGAUUGGAGGACCGCAGCGAUAAAAUGACGUUGGUACUCUCUCGAGAAUUCAGUUGUAAGCGAGCGGUAGACGGCGAGUGAUUUGUAAAAAAAAUUACCAAACAAUUUAAAAGACACAGUGUUGAAAUUCGAACGGAAAGACGCAGAGUCCCAAUUUAUUGACCCACCGCCUUCCUAUUUUUAGGGUUAUGUACACCUGAUUCAUGGCAUGAAUACAACCAUGUAAUGUUACGGUGAAAAAUGUGCGACGCGCCCAAAAAUUAGUGUCAAAAAAGACUGCACGACCGCUCAGAGUUUUCGUUGAAUCGACGUAUAAUGUCAAGCAGUGUGUGCCACGCGCCUUUACCAGCACGCAUGGAAGCAUUCACGACAAGGAUUUGUUUGCGGGCUGUUGAUCAGUAUGAACGUCUACUUCAAGCACAUUUUAACAAGCCAUCAAGCAAGGACAACAACAAAGAUAAUAAGCUGAGAUUACCCAGGAAAAAUCAUGAGAAAAUAGUCGUCUCUCGGAACAAACAUCAGGAACGACUGAACAAUGAGGCAAGGGCAGACUCUCUGGAGCACGAAAGUUCCACAUCCUCUGGAACGUUUUCCGGCGUAAACGCUCUGCGACAAUGGAGAAAAAAUGCCUAUUUGGGGAAUGAAAAUAGACAUGACAAUUCGUCAAUCAACAAACAGGAAUCUGCUACGUCCAAUUUAAAUAAUGAUAAAUCUCAUUGUAUUGCCGAUUCGACGUCGAUCCUCAUCAACUCUACUAUGAAACAAUUCCCAAAUAUUUUGUCCGAUGCGACCAGACCUGAGGAGGAUUUAUCCCUCAAAUAUCUCGCACUGAACGCUUUGGAACUUACAGCCCCAGCGAGUGACGUUUUAUUGAAGAAUCGUUUGAAAUCGUGGUUCCAGUUGUCCGGACAUCCGGAUGGUUUUGCACCAGCUGGCCCUGGAACCGUGUGGAAACGCCGGACCGGAGGGCUCGAAAAUACAGAGAGAAACGUUUACGAGUCACUGAGCAAAGACGCUGAGAUGCGAGAAUGCAUACCACGGUAUUACCGCGAGGUCGAGUACAAAGGGGAAACAUUCAUUGAGCUGCAAGAUUUGUUAUUCGGCUUCAACGAUCCUCACGUAAUGGACAUAAAGUUAGGCACGAGAACGUUCCUCGAGUCCGAAGUUUCGAAAACGACCGAAAGACCCGAUCUCUAUUUGAAAAUGAUCGCCGUUGAUCCCAACGCACCGAGCAGCCUCGAGCACGAAAAAAAAGCUGUCACGAAACUACGCUACAUGCAAUUUCGCGAACAACAAAGCUCCACUUGCAGUCAUGGCUUUCGCAUCGAAGCCAUGAAACUGCCGGGCACUCCACCCAUCACCGAGCUCAAAACCGUCAAAUCACAUGACCAAGUAUUGCGCACGAUGAAAUUGUUCCUCAGUGACGGUGCCAAAACUCGGGUACGACUUCUUGAUCGACUUCGCGACAUCAGGCGUAGAGUCGAGAGUUCCAAAUAUUUCCAAACUCACGAGAUUAUUGGAAGCAGUAUCUUCAUGAUUUACGAUGAAGAAAAAGUGGGAGUGUGGCUGAUAGAUUUUGCAAAAACUUAUAAAGUGUCCGAGGGUCAAACAUUGACGCAUAGAGCGCAGUGGAAAGAGGGAAACCACGAGGAAGGAUUCUUAUUCGGAUUGGACAAUCUAAUAUCAAUCAUCGAGGAAGUUGACAAUUUGUUGUGAAAAACAUUGAAUUUUGCAAAACAGAAGAGAAAUGCAAGAAUGAAUCAUCAGUUUGUGGGUUUCGAAUUCGAGAAUCUUGCAUCAGAGAGAAAGAGAGAGAGAGAGAGAGGAUGAACUGAAAAGAAAAAAAAGUACCAAAAGAUGGCGAGUGUAACCUCGUGUUAAAAUUGAUUGAUAAAAAUUAACUUAAUUGUUUAGAUCUAAUUAUUUGACUGACGAAAUGUUUGCUGGUCAAUUUCAAAGAAAAAUGAUAAUGCCCAAAGAAAGCUCAUGUUCAAUGAAAAAGAGAAAAAAUGUAUGGAAAUAACCGAAAACAAAAUCACGAGCAGACUAUUAUAGGGAAUGGCUUGGUGUUUUGUACCUUCCAUUUUUUCAAUUACUAAAUCUUUUUUCCAUACGUUGCUGACAUAACUUGUAAAGAACAAGUAGAAAAAAUCAAAUAAUCUAUGUAACUCGUUCCCAACGAGAAAGUGACUGCAAAAGGCAUUUAGUAUUAAAAAUUCUUGUUUAUACAGUGUGUAGAUAUAUAUAUUGUACCUUUUUAAUAUUUUAUGAUAAAUACUCGUGGAUUUAUAAAGAGAAUUUCACAAUAUAUAUAGAAAUCACCAUCAA